Molecule: messenger RNA, 942 nt
Organism: Salpingoeca rosetta
Lineage: Eukaryota; Choanoflagellata; Craspedida; Salpingoecidae
Exons: 2
Coding region: 1-942 (313 amino acids)
Source: RefSeq, a predicted model, not a curated record
AUGACGAGUGAGGAGGCGCGAGAAGGUCGGGUGGUGUUCAUCACGGCCACCAGCGGGACGAGCGACGACAACGAGACGCCGCUGUUGAUGAAGCUGCUCAAGGAGAAGCACGGGGUUGAUGCAGUGAACCUGGCCUGGGACACGCCCGAUGUAUUUGAGCACUGGACGCAGCGCGAUGUGGGCAUCGUCAAGUCGCCAUGGAACUACCACCUCAAGUACGAUGAGUUUGUGGCCUUUUUGGACGAGGUGGAGCGCCGCAACCUCGUCAUCCACAACAGCCUCUCUGUCCUUCGCUCCAACAUUCACAAAGGGUAUCUGACCAAGUUGGAGGAGAAGGGCAUCCCCACUAUUCCAACAGCGCACUACAGCAGAGGCACCAAGCAUUCAGUGGCAGAUCUGGUUGAGCAGCGCGGAUGGUCUGACGUUGUGAUCAAGCCAGCUGUGGGCGCCAGCUCAUUCAAGACGAAGCACUUCCGCGCGGCCGACCACGAGGCCGCCCAAGCCCACCUGGACGCGCUCCUGGCAGACCGCGACGCAAUGGUACAGAAGUUCAUGCACAGCAUUCGCACGCGCGGAGAGACCAGCCUCAUUUGGUUCGACGGCGCCCUGUCCCAUGCAGUGCACAAGCGCGCCACAUUUGAGGGCGACCAGCUCCAUUUUCCCGAGCACUCAGCAGCACCAACGGAGGUGGAGCGAGCGUUUGUGGACCGCGUGCUGGCAACGCAGCCGCCAUGCCUGUACGCCAGGAUUGACAUUAUGCAGGACGACGACGGCAGCAUCCGCUUGUCGGAGCUGGAGCUGACAGAGCCAUAUCUGUACCUGCCAAUUCACCCUGGUGCCUCAGAGGCGUACGCGGCCGCAAUCGCCCGCACUUUGCAGCGACACACAGCAGCGACAGCAACGACAACUAGCACAGCACAGGCCGUAGACAGUAAGCAGUGA